Molecule: messenger RNA, 1241 nt
Organism: Pseudomassariella vexata
Lineage: Eukaryota; Fungi; Ascomycota; Sordariomycetes; Amphisphaeriales; Pseudomassariaceae
Exons: 2
Coding region: 183-947 (254 amino acids)
Source: RefSeq, a predicted model, not a curated record
CAUCCUUCUACGACGCUGAAGACAACGAAAUUUGGCACAUUGAGAUCUUUCUCGGCGUCAUACCACCUCCUACUCUUCCCCCGGAGUUGACUCAACAGACAACUGCAUUUCCUUCUCAAGCCCCCAACCUCGCUUUUCUCCACCAAUACCUUCCCAAUCACCGAACGAACUUUCCAACCACAAUGUCGGGCUUUGCAGGUGGUUGGAACCCCGCUUCCGGCUGGGAUGCCGGCGGCCCUCCUCCUGUCGCCGGUGCUGGUCAGGCUGUCAAUGGCGGUGUGUAUGGAUACGGAGGCGGCUAUGGAUACCCUAUGCCCACUUUCGGCACUGGAGCUAUCGACUAUGGUACUUAUAACCUUGCAGGAAUGAUGCCGGGAACCAACAUGAUGCCCCAGCAGUCAUAUGGUGUUCCUGGUCCACCGAACGGUCAAGGCCCCGUAUACACCAUGAAUGCAAAUGGGUAUAGCCCUGCUAUGCCUGUGUUCCCCGGUCAGCCUCGCAACCUACAGCCUCACCCCGUUGUCAACCCCGAUGUACCUGCUCUUAACUUGCAGAACAGCACGGGCGGUGCUGGCUGUGAACCGGGCUAUAACUACUACUUCCCGGCAGAGCACACCAAGCUUCACGUGCUCAAGUCGCGCGAGCCUCCGUGGCGUCUGCCACCCAGCAUGAGCCUUGCAUUUUGUGCUUACCAUGUUCCGGUCAACACGACCCUCGGUGACCUGAUGAAGGGUUUCGGUGCCACUAACCCGACUCCUAGGAAGAACAGGAUCACGGAGGUUGUCCAGGGUGGCAAUGGAAAGUGGUACAAGGGUAUUACUUUCUGUGCUGAUGAUAAGGAUAACAUGAAGAAUACUCUCAAGGAACUUGGUUGGGACAGGAGUCGCACUGGCCGCACUGGCGUCGGCGAGAAGCCGGUUGUUUGGCUUUGGGUCACGAAGGACUAACUUGGUGAUGCUUAUUCUGGCGGGUGGCACGACGAUUAGGGAGUUCCGGGAUACCACGGUUGACAUUGCGUUGGUUUCUGGUUGCUGGUACUGAUGAAAGUAAUGGUUUUGGAUUUUGGGGCUCAUAGUACAUGGCAUGACGUACUAGCCUGGCGUUGACUUUACUCUGAGAUGUAGUUUUGGCGGCAUUGCGUUUGCGUUUGCUGCGGUGGAUUAUUUGAGCACUCCCUCUUCACCAAGUCAAUGGUCAGCAUUUUUAUUCUCGUUGAACACGUAUCUACAGACACAAUGCAU